Molecule: messenger RNA, 3624 nt
Organism: Brugia malayi
Lineage: Eukaryota; Metazoa; Nematoda; Chromadorea; Rhabditida; Onchocercidae
Exons: 25
Coding region: 1-3624 (1207 amino acids)
Biological process (GO): developmental pigmentation
Cellular component (GO): cytoplasm
Molecular function (GO): protein binding
Source: RefSeq, a predicted model, not a curated record
AUGGAUAUCCUUAUUCCUGAGUGCAGCAGUAGUGGUACGAAGUCACCAGAGGAACGGAAGGAAAACGAACAGAGUAGUUUGCCACUCACCCAUCUUUUUGUUGAAUUAACAUCGCUUGAAGAAUUAAGCUUUCCAACGAGUUCAUCUACUCGAAUUAAGUUCAUUUGUUUGGAUGCAUCUGCUCAUUACCUAGCCGUCGGAUCGACAAGUGGAACGGUUUAUUUAUUUUCAAGGUUUGCUUCGAAGUAUCGGAAUCGCAUAAGCUCUGUCCCAAUACAAGUCAUUUCCAUCAAGGACGGACCUAUUAUCAAGUUAUCUAUAUCACCAAAUGAGAAAUAUUUGGCAACAGCAAGCAAACGAGGCUCCCUGACAAUUACAGUCCUGGUUGACAUCGGCCAAAGUCCUAUUACGCUUUUUACUACCGAUAGUCAUGUUGGUACAGAUCAAUAUGGUCAAGCAGUCCAUGUCACAGAAUUGAGAUGGUGCAGUGAUAGUUCCAAAGUAUAUGCUGGAGACACAAAAGGACGGAUUAGUCGGACUGUAGUUCAUAAUCGUAGCUUUUUUCGCUCACCAACUGAUAUUAUAUUUGAAACAGAUAGCGAAAUUGUUCAAUUUGAUUUACGUGAUGAUUGUCUGCUUGCCUCUACCUUAACGCGAUGCUGUGUUUGUGAUUUGAGAACGUACAGUUGUAUUCAGGUUGGAAAAAGAUUGCGGAAGGGUCAUUUUGGCGCUGUCUUUUAUUCUGACCAACAGGAACGGAAAUCACAAUAUGGAGAAGAAAAUAAUGGCAUGACACCAAUGAAUACAAAGGGAUAUAACGAGUUGACGGUGAUAUUUGCUAGUCGUCCAAGCGGUCGAUUAUGGGAAGCUAAUGGUCGCGGUGUAGUUUACAGCACUCAUCAAUACCGAAAUUUGAAAACUGUUCGUCGAUUUCCCGUGGUCUCCUUCAAGAAAGAUAACUUAUUCGACAGCAUGGCUAGUAUUAAUGAAGUUCGAAAUAUCAAUUUCGGGCUUUUAACACUGAUCAAAUGCCAAAACAAUUUAUUUUUGAUGACGAAAACAGAUACAACAUUUUGUUUAAUCGAUCCCAUAGACAGUCAUAUGGUACUUAUUAGUACAAUGGAUUGUAUAGGUUCAAUAAGUGAAUACGCGGUAAAUGAUGCUGAUGUCUUCCUUUUAUCGGAAACAGGUAGUUUACGAAAGUUAACGUUGUUUACGAUUGAGAAAGCUGUAGAAAAACUUCAUUGGAGGCAGUGUUACUCACAGGCUGCACAAUUAAUUUACGUAGAUUAUGUCAUGAACAAAAAUUACAACUCACAUACUGCAUGGAAUUGUGAGCAGCUGGAAGAUAUCCUGAAUAAAAUAACAACAUUUCAACACUUUAAGUCGCAAAUAACACAUAAUGUGUUUAACGCUUUGCACAAACUUCUGAGUGAAUUGAAAAGAAAUGGUGCUAUUGGAGAGAAACCAAAAGGAGCAGUUCACCGUUUGAGUUCAGGCAUUCAUCGUGUCGUUCAAACUAUGCAAAAUAGUGGUUAUGAGGAUGAUUUCACUUUCAGAGCACCGUCACCGCUGCGAUUAAGGAGCAAAAGUACUUUGCAUAUUGAAGUAAGGAACGACUGGAAACGAAGAAGUUUGCCCUUAAAUCAGAGAUCCGUGAUGGGAACUGAUGAGAGUGAAGUAAAAUUCGAAGAUGCAGAACAACGUCAUAAGAAACUAAUAAAUGAAGCUCGAAUGUUGUUGUUGGAUGCCGAGAAAGCAUCAGCAAAUCAGUUGAUGCGUAAUGAUAGUGUUGAGUCUUUACGUAUACUGCUGGAUAGCUCUAAUAACUUUAUUUUGUUUGAUCAACAGGUAACGAUUAAUGAUGUAACGAAAGAUCUCGUAGCGGCAAAGAAAUUUCAGCGACUGAUUGGAGAUCAUAAAAACCAUGAGCAGAAACAAAAACGAACUGCGCAACUUGAUUUUAAAACUCUCUUUGGACGACGUGAUCCAUUAGAAUUGCUCGAAAAAUGCGUGGAAAGUAUGCCACUAAACAUAAAUGUCAAUGUAGCACAUCUUCGAACAAUACGUCGAACAAGACGAGGAGCUCGGAUAGUGAAAGGAAUCAAGCCGUUUGGAAGGAGAAUUGUAAUGCCUGAAAUCGAACAUAAAAAGUCCGAGUGUUGUGAAUGGACUGCGGAGCAGCAACUAAUAAAACAUGAUCUCACAUCCAAUGGAAGAUUGAACUUGAAUUGCAAUGAAACUGUAGAAGAGCAUGAAAGUUCAGGACAUAGUUCGAUCGACCAGUCGUUAAAAAACGAUACUAGAUUGUUGAAUAAGAGUUACGUCAUUGAAAAGAAUUUCGUAGCUGUUCAACCGAUUGAAAUGACUUGGACAGUGAAUGGUGAUGAUGAAAAGAAUGAUUUGUUUGGUAUGAAAAGCUUGCAAGUAGCGUUGACAUUAAAUGAUGAAGAUAAACGUUUGAUGCAUCCCAGCGAUGCUACCAUUGCACCUGAAACUUUGACCUUGUCAAGAACUAGAAAGCUGGAUGGAGGGAACUUAUACUGCCAAGUUUGUGGCUUACACAGACUUUGGCAUCAUGUUAUGACAUUCGGGCCAAAAAUGGCACAAUUACGAGUUACCGUUGAUCAGUUCGCUGCUGGUGGCGUUCCCACCUCAAUUGAGCAGUGGACAAAAUUGUUUGAAUAUCGUGCUGCUGCUACUGGGAAAAAUAGUGAAAGUUCCUCGGAAAAUCUGUGUGAGGCGUGCGCAGUAUUUUUCGAAUUCGAUGAUCAUUUAAAACAAAAGGCUGCAUUAUUCCAAGAAAUGGUGGAACGAAUUGAAAAAAGAAGCAUAAGAAAAAAGGAAACUAAAAAUUUAGUGCAAAUGGAGGCUAAGAACUGGGACCAAGAUUUAGUGUACCGAGCAUUUUUCAAAAAUGUCACAAUAGUUACAAAAAUAUCAAGAAAUAAACUCGAAUUCGAAGAAUGUUCGGAAAAAUUCGUAUGGUUACCAGCGGUGAAGACUUCACAGCUUCUACUAUGUAUGCGUUAUUGUGAAGGCCUCAAUACAGUUUUCGAAUUUCUAAAGAAUAAUAAAAAAUUGGCGUCAUGUUUAACUAUAGAGGAUUGGCAGUGGCUUGCUGUUAUGAAGGCAUACGAAUGUAAUAGGUUUUUCAACCUAUUUCCAAAAGAGGUCAUCAAUGAUCUCUUAACAGAGCUUAAGAUUUCAACAAUUGAAGAUGUUGGAGCUGUUUCGCCAGCAUCAGCUCUCGACGUUUCUGGUAUGGUUAACAGUUCAAAAUUAUUGAAUGGAAGCCUAACUAUUUCAGUUGAUGGCAACUGUACUUGCUGUACACUACCGCUGAAAACGCGAGUGACACAGGACGAUGGGAAUAUUAUAGUAUUUCGUUGUGGUCAUUUGUACCAUCAAAUUUGUCUUCGUGAAGCAAAUUUAUCACGGUGCUUACGGUGUGAACUAGAACGAAGGCGCCGUAGUCAUAAAAAACAAGAGAUAGGUGGUAGAGUUGAUGCAACUAAUUCAUCACAUUCAUCGUCUGCCAAAAAUUCACGACACCUACCCAGCAAAGCUUUACGUACAGUUGUCACUUCAUCUGCGAAUGUAAAAAUGCUACAAAGGACGUAA